Molecule: messenger RNA, 3875 nt
Organism: Hylaeus anthracinus
Lineage: Eukaryota; Metazoa; Arthropoda; Insecta; Hymenoptera; Colletidae
Product: ski oncogene
Exons: 3
Coding region: 814-2946 (710 amino acids)
Biological process (GO): negative regulation of BMP signaling pathway
Cellular component (GO): nucleus
Molecular function (GO): RNA polymerase II cis-regulatory region sequence-specific DNA binding; DNA-binding transcription factor activity, RNA polymerase II-specific; SMAD binding
Source: RefSeq, a predicted model, not a curated record
GCGGUCGAAUGGCGGUCGCAGUGGCGAUCGUGAUAGCGACGGCAGCGACGGUAGUAACGAUAAUAUCGAAAGUAACGACGAUAGUGAUAACCAAGUCCGCGAAACAAUGGAUAUGCAUUACCCGAUGGAAUUUAUCGUAUUAAAAUAACAUGAUAAAUGAAAAAAUAUGCAAACGAAAUCAGCCAGAGGUAGAAAAAGAAGAGCCUAGCUGCGAAUAAUCGCGUUUCUUGGGUGUUCUCGCGGCCGAAUUCGCGAGCAAAUCGAGCAAACGAACGUUGAAUUGACAAGAAGGAACACGUUCGUCUAUAGAUUCGUUUACAGCGGCGAUACAUCGCUUAUUUUUAGUAUAUCUGUGGAUACGCUCGUUUCAGACAAGUUCGAAUUAUCAUGUGCAUGGAAGCGAGAUUGCGAUGGACAAUAGACUGUGGAUAGUAGAUAAUCGGAUCCUUGCGUUCAACAUAAUAUUACGACGAGGGGGACAGACUUAGAGAAAGACACAUGAACGGGUUAAGCUUGUGCUCGUCUCGCGUGCCAAACGAGAAGCGACGGGAUGUAACAGUGCAUCGUAUGAGAUGAACACUUGGCAUUGUUGUUCUCUAACGAUAUCUUUCUCCCGUAAUCGUACGCGCGAAUUAUAUCUGUAACAUGUCGAAUUAAGUGCUACGAAGUGAAAACGUGUAGGUUUUGUAUAUUAUAGGUGUAAGUACGCCUAUAUCGUACGAAAUAGCGUGGUAUGUCACGAGCUGUCUCGAAGAUUUUCUACAACGAAUUAUUUCGUUAUCUUCUUGGAUCAUUGUAUAUACGUUACGAAUAAUGGAGACGCUAUUGCCAGGCAAUACAAACAGUCAAUCGUACAGUCCGCAGCUCAAGACCGUUCUAAAGACAUAUCAGCUAUCCGCUGUGAAAAGCUUACAGGGACCGAGUUCGGCCCUGCUUGGUAUGGACUGUAAGAGCCUACUACAGGAACAGGCACCUUGUUACUCCCCUUCGAAUCGAUUGAGUAAUUGUGUCAUUGAUUCAAUAUCGGAGCUGGUCUCUUCUAAGGAUAUUGAAAAAGAUAAUAACCCAUCGGUAACACCUAUAGUUCAGAGCAAAGUACGCAGGACGGAUCAACCACUGGAAGAUUCGGACGAGGAUCCUCAAUUGGAGCGCUCGAAAAACGUUUGCGAAAAGAGAGAAUUGGAAUUUCAAAUACCUAUCUUAACUGCACCCGACCAAAGUUGCUCCGAAAGAUGCGAGACAAUUUUAGAGGGUGAACGAAUAUCCUGUUUUGUUGUAGGAGGCGAAAGAAGGUUAUGUUUACCACAAAUUUUGAAUACAGUCUUACAAGAAUUUUCCCUUCAGCAGAUUAAUCAAGUUUGCGACGAGUUACAAAUUUAUUGCUCACGAUGCACACGAGAUCAGCUGGAAGAACUUAAACAUUCUGGAAUUCUGCCACGUAACGCUCCUUCCUGUGGCCUUAUCACUCAAACGGAUGCUGAGAGACUUGUCAGUGCUUUGCUAUUACGAACGGAAUCGUGCGAACCUCCUCGUAUCGGUCAAAAUCAAGAUAGCGUUGAAAAGAAAAUUUCGCCUAAAAUUGAUAACGACGAAGAAUCGUUCGUCAAAUUUAGAGUGUAUCACGAGUGUUUUGGGAAAUGUAAAGGCAUUUUUGACACGAGUUUGUUCGAGUCCGAUGAUUCAGUGUGUAUAGAGUGUAUCGAAUGUGGCUGCCAAUUCUCACCUCAACGAUUCGUUAGACACGCUCAUAGAUCUCUGGAAAAUCGUACCUGUCAUUGGGGCUUUGAUUCUGCAAACUGGCGAUCGUAUCUGUUACUUUCACGGGAACAAGAACAUUAUAAUAAAUCGCUCGCUGUAUUUAGAGAGUUAAAAGAGAAACAUCAUACACUCAACUCCAAACGAAAAUCAGAGUUGCGGCUGGACUCUGAGAAACUGGCUAAACGUAUUAGAAAAGAUGUAGGAAGAGAUGAGUGCCCAGGAAUGUACAAUGGAAAUGGUUUAGGCAUGUAUCAUCCUGUAUCUCAGGUAACCAAUGCAACCGAUCCAUAUCUACAAAUGCAAUGGGCCGUUUUUGAAUUAGCAGCUAGAGGAGCAUCAGCUUUUAGACCUUGGAAUACCACGAGUACUUGCAAACAUAAAGAUAAUUCGUCAUUGGUACCUGCAUACCUUAGCCGAGGUCCACCUGUACUGCAACAUCCAGAAUGUGUGGUUCCCCUUUCUGAGUGCAAACAUUUUGAACCACAUUUUCAACCAAAUGUAGCCUUAGCACCUAUACCUGCACCAUCAGUGCCUGUAGUACUUCCACCAUCUGCUCAUCAUCAGCGGCGACAUCAUCACGAACAUAAACGUUAUAAUCAUCAUUUAUCGAGUCCUCAUGAAAAAAAAGAAGCUCCAUUAGAUAAUGUUAAACUUGAGAAAACAUCUCCUAAUUCUGGAUCUAGUAUUGGCACUUAUUCUUCGUUCUCAUCGUACGCACCUGGAAGCAAUAAGAAAGAAUUGCAGCAGAGGAGUAAAAAUGAAGUAGGCGAAGAAGAAGAAAGUAGUGCUGCGGUAACAUCUUCCACGGUAAGCAUAGAUCCACCUUCGACAGAGACUGGAACUUUGCUUGAAAGUGACUCCGAUUCAGAAGGAACCACAGCGAUAGAUUUAGAAGAAAGACUAUUGGCAUUGGAAGUACCACAAGAUGUCUUAGAGCUUGUACGGCGUAUAGUUUCGGAAAAUACACAAUUACGACGUCAUCGACGUUCAGACGCACGUGAAAUAUCACGAUUGCGUAAUCAAUUGCAAAUGCAGCAUCCACAAUCAUCUAAUGGUGGUGAUAAGAAAGAGGAACCAGCAAAUGCGAGUGCAGCAGAUAGUACGGAAGGUAGCGAAGAGGUCGAAGCUACGUUACCUUCGAAUAAUAAAGAGUCUGAAUCUGUUGUUCUGGCAGUUAGUAAAGAAUAAAAUCAGUGAUUAGAGUUUUUUAAAUUAUUUAAUAUAAAACUGCUCAGCAAUUUUUUGCAAUGCUUAUCUUUUGGCCAGAUAGGCGUGCAUAAAAUUUAGUAUUAGCUAUAAUAAUAAUGGUAAAAUUCUAAAGGAGUAAAAAACUGUUUAGGUUAUGUGAUACAUAGGAAGCCUUUAACGUUAUAACAGUUAAUUUAACAUUUUUAUUGUAAUCAAACUUCAUUGUGUCGAUUUUAAUUGAAAUCGAAUGUAAAUAUUGUAAUAUACGAAAAAGCAAAAUAAGUUAACCAGAAUUUAUCAUGCCAUUUAGUAGUUAUAUUUAACGAUCAUUAAAUAAGUUUCUUACGCAUAUUAAAUAUGCAUACACCACAAAGAUUUUUAUGGUCAGUUGUUUAAUUGAAAAAUUGAACAGUGAUCAGAAAAUAAGAGAUUAGAUUGCUUUCCAUUUACUUUUUAUAGUCAUGAAUGCAUAAUGUAAAUACAUUCAAGUAUCAUAGAUGUAUGUUUAUAUUAAUAACAUUAUCAUGCAAAAUAUUGCUAAAGUACAAACAACCUUUAGGUGCUAUAUUGUUACAUUAGGAAUGUUCUAAGCAUAAAUCUAGGUGUAUUUCAACAGUUCGUACUAUAUUAUAAUAUUAAACACCUUGAUUAUUUUUUAUUUUUAUUAUCUUUAUAGCAUCAAAUGUGAAUGACAUUUUUUUUCUUGCUAAUAAACUCAUUUCGAGUGAUUAUACGCAGGUAAUAUAAGUUAAUUAUUUAAACGUCAGAAAAUCGUAACAUUAUUAUUGUACAAGUGAUAUUACAGGGAAACGAUAAAAAUUUAAUUUAUAUACGAAAUUACUAAUUUUUUAUAUGUUGAAUAAUUCCUACAUUAUUUUAUGGCAGCAGAUCUGGGAAAAAUACAUUCUUUAACGACGAAUACAAAUUUU